UCUUCCCAUAUUUUUAACACUCAACACAACCUUUUUGCAUAGCUAUGCCUCUCAAAUUCGUUGUUCUCCUCAUCUUUUUCCUCUCCCAUCAAGCUCUCUCUUCUGCUUCCGAGCCUCGCAACCCCGAAGUGGAGGCUUUGAUGAGCAUAAAGGAAGCUCUAAAUGAUCCACACAGUGUAUUAAGCAACUGGGAUGAAUUCUCCGUAGACCCUUGUAGUUGGGCUAUGAUCACUUGUUCUUCUGAUUCCUUUGUUAUUGGCUUGGGAGCACCGAGUCAAUCUCUCUCUGGAACUUUGUCUUCAGCAAUUGGAAAUUUAACCAAUCUUAAACAAGUGUUACUGCAGAAUAAUAACAUCUCAGGCAAAAUACCUCCGGAACUUGGAAAACUUCCCAAGCUUCAGACUUUAGAUCUUUCAAAUAAUAGAUUCUCUGGUUUCAUUCCACCUUCUCUGAGUCAAUUCAAUAGUCUUCAGUACCUGAGGCUCAACAACAAUAGCUUGUCUGGACCAUUUCCCGUUUCACUGUCAAAAAUCCCACAACUUGCUUUCUUGGACUUGUCUUUUAACAAUCUCAGUGGACCAUUGCCCAAGUUUCCAGCUAGGUCAUUCAAUAUUGUGGGGAACCCUUUAAUUUGUGCAAGUAGCUCUACUGAAGGCUGCUCUGGAUCAGUUACCCUUAUACCGAUUUCUUUUUCUCAAGCAUCAUCACAAGGAAAACACAGGUCCAAAAAACUAGCAAUUGCACUUGGAGUAACCUUUAGUUUUGUUUCUCUUGUGGUCCUAUUUUUGGGGAUCUUUUGGUAUAGAAAGAAAAGACAACAUGGAGCCAUCUUGUAUAUUGGUGAUUAUAAAGAAGAGGCAGUUGUUAGCUUAGGAAAUCUUAAAAAAUUCAGUUUCAGAGAGCUCCAACAUGCAACAGAUAAUUUCAGCUCUAAGAAUAUACUUGGUGCUGGAGGUUUUGGCAAUGUUUAUAGGGGGAAGCUUGGAGAUGGCACGAUGGUGGCGGUGAAAAGGCUGAAAGAUGUAAAUGGUAGUGCUGGAGAAUUACAGUUCCAAACAGAAUUGGAGAUGAUAAGCUUGGCAGUUCACCGCAAUUUACUUAGAUUAAUUGGUUAUUGUGCUACAUCUAAUGAAAAACUUCUGGUCUACCCUUAUAUGUGUAAUGGCAGUGUGGCCUCCAGGCUUAGAGGAAAACCAGCUUUAGAUUGGAACACAAGAAAGCGGAUAGCAAUUGGAGCUGCCAGGGGCCUUUUGUAUCUUCAUGAGCAAUGUGAUCCUAAGAUAAUACACAGAGAUGUAAAGGCUGCCAAUGUGCUUCUAGAUGACGAUUAUGAGGCUAUUGUUGGUGAUUUUGGCCUUGCCAAGCUCCUAGAUCAUGCUGAUUCCCAUGUCACCACUGCUGUUCGUGGCACUGUUGGGCACAUUGCACCGGAGUACCUCUCCACUGGCCAAUCAUCUGAGAAAACUGAUGUGUUUGGAUUCGGCAUUCUCUUGUUAGAGCUUAUAACUGGAAUGACAGCCCUUGAGUUUGGGAAAACCUUGAAUCAAAAAGGUGCUAUGCUAGAGUGGGUUAGGAAAAUACAGCAAGAAAAGAAGGUUGCAGUGUUGGUGGACAAAGAACUAGGGAGCAACUAUGAUAAAAUAGAGGUUGGGGAAAUGCUGCAAGUAGCUUUACUUUGUACUCAAUAUUUAACAGCACACCGACCAAAAAUGUCUGAAGUGGUCAGAAUGCUUGAAGGAGAUGGACUUGCUGAGAAAUGGGCAUCAACACAUAAUUAUGGUAGUAAUUGUUGGAGCCAUAGUCAUAGCAACAGUAGCAAUAGCUCCUCUUCUCGUCCUACCUCUGCUUCCAAACACGAUGACAGUGUUCAUGAUCGAUCAAGCAUGUUUGGCUUGACGAUGGACGAUGAUGAUGAUCAGUCAUUGGAUUCCUAUGCCAUGGAACUCUCUGGUCCUAGAUAAUUACAAAAUAAAGAAGAAAAAAAUGGUAGGAAGGUACAAACAGGAGUGGCAUUUACCAGUGGAACAAUCAUUGGCUAAACUUUACAUACCUACAGCCAAACUCCAGAUUACCAUGUCCUUUUUCCAGAAGAACUUAAAGUUUAAGACAAAAAAGGGCAUAAGUUAAUUUGGCUUUAAAUCUUUAAAAGGAAAAGGAAAUUUAAUUAUAUUAACUUUGUUUAGUCCAUCAUGAUAUAAGAUAACCAGUGUAUAUAUAUUCUAAUACAAUUGUCAUUUUGGGUUGCUAAAGAUAUCAGUAGAGGAGUAGUAGUACAUUUGUACUUAUUAUGUUACUGUUCAAUUUGGAUGCAAAAUAUAUAAUGGUAGACUUUGUAUAGGGUGGAUAGGGAACAUCAUCAGAUUCUUUGCUAUUCAGUAUGAAGCAUAGGCAAGAGGAUGAUGUAUUUGGCAGAAUGAUAUGUUUGACGGUUGACUGAAGAUGAACAUUGGGGCAUUAGGUAUAUGCAAUUCUUCAAGUGUUGUUUUGGUUGCCGUGUGAAUUGUGAUGUUCAAACUUGAUAAGUAUGAGUGAAGUAUAAACUUUCAGCUGUUAGGGGUCAUUUUCAAUCUGAUAUUUUUGCAGGGUAACGCGCCUAUUCAUUUUCUUUAUUUGGUGUCUUUUCCUAUGUUCUUUUACCUUUAUGUCUUGUUUGUUUUCUUCAUUAGUUCAUUGCUUUAGUCGAUAUGCCUUGUUUCUUUUUAUUACCAGACCCCAGUGGUUGUUGUUUUUCUGACUCAUUGCCGAUUCCUAUACCAUUUUCUGGUGCACUUAUGCUGC
Messenger RNA from Cicer arietinum (chickpea), 2778 nucleotides. Its product is annotated as probable LRR receptor-like serine/threonine-protein kinase At4g30520. Gene Ontology annotation, biological process: protein phosphorylation. The record is from RefSeq and is a predicted model, not a curated record. Gene Ontology annotation, molecular function: protein kinase activity; protein binding; ATP binding. NCBI's taxonomy places the organism in Eukaryota, Viridiplantae, Streptophyta, Magnoliopsida, Fabales, Fabaceae.